AAUACCCGACAGCCAAUGAACGGGCAGGGGAAGGACAAGGGACCAGCUGAACUUAGAAGAAGUGGAGAUGCCCUGGCGAUUCUCUCUGCUUGCCAAACUGCUGCAGAGUCGCUAACGCUGGUUUUCUUGUGUGCACUGGACGCUGCAGCCACGCUGAUUCUGGCGCCAAGUUUCUAGUGCUGUUGCCAAAAUGGUGAUUAAAGUAUUUGUGGCAACGUCCUCAGGGUCGACGGCGAUUAAAAAGAAACAGCAAGAAGUAGUAGGCUUUUUAGAGGCCAACAGAAUUGACUUUAAGGAAAUGGACAUAGCCUGUGAUGAAGACAAUCGGAAAUGGAUGAGAGAAAAUGUUCCAGGUGAAAAGAAGCCACAAAAUGGGAUUCCUCUCCCUCCCCAAAUAUUCAAUGAGGAACAGUAUUGUGGGGAUUUUGAUUCUUUUUUCUAUGCAAAAGAAGAAAAUUAUAUUUAUUCAUUCCUAGGACUUGCUCCUCCACCAGGCUCAAUGGAAGGGAGGAUUACAGAGGAGGUACUGACUGUGCCAAAUGGGGAUAUUUCUGGAGAAGAGAUCAAAAUUGCGGAGGAGACUGAAAAAUGUUCAGUUACUGAAGAAAAUGAGAUACAAGCAGAAGAUGAGGUUGGGGCCCCGCCUGAGACUGAGGGUGAAGCUGAGGCUGAGACUACUGAAGCACAGGGACAAGAUGAAGAGCAGCCAGCAACAGAAGAAGUAGAAGCAGCAGAGGAGGAAGAAGAGGAAAAAAUGGAAGAAAAAGAAGAAAAAGAAGGGGAAGGGGAAGAAGAAGAGGAAGAAGAAGAGGAAUCUUAGUACAUUUGUUUGCUACUUUUUCUUCAGCAGAUGUUUCAGGAACUGGGAACUGACGAUAUCACUGCAGAGUGAAGACAACAAUCACUUUCCCUCCACAAAAACAUUACUGUUUUUCUACGCAACUCCAGAUAUCAGCACAGAUAUAAUUUGAGACAUUAAGCAGCUCCAAAUGUGAACUUUCUACAUAAAUUUUGUUGCUUUGGUGUAUAUAUACAGUUGUUUCUUCUAUUCUGCCUUGGAGUCCAGUGGGGCUUCAGAUCUUGAUGAUCAACAAGCAUUAUGAGAUUGGCUUUAGGAUAUGUAGUUCCUCUGAGCAGGGAUUAGUUCAGACUCCAUAUUGGUUUCCUGAAAGGUACAUACUAGAAUGGCCAGGCCGUUCUCCAGUGGAAAACCCCAAAGAAUGUUUUCAAUGUAUGUGCCACAUUUUGCUGAUCUCUUAAAUAGCCGUAUAAUAUACAGCAACUGAAAUAAACCCAUUUCAUGCCAAUGG
Molecule: messenger RNA, 1310 nt
Organism: Pantherophis guttatus
Lineage: Eukaryota; Metazoa; Chordata; Lepidosauria; Squamata; Colubridae
Gene: SH3BGR
Product: SH3 domain binding glutamate rich protein
Cellular component (GO): cytoplasm
Source: RefSeq, a predicted model, not a curated record